GGGGUGUCGCACAGUUUCAGUACCACCAAGAGACCUCCAAAACGGCCCCAAGAUCCCGGCGGUACUGCCACGUGUAAGAAAAUCCGUGGCAAUUUAUACGGUAAAAACGAAAAAAGGAAUCCGUACAUAGAGAGAGAGAGUGAGAGAGAGAGAGAGAGAGUCUUCCACACACACCCACACACACACACCUUGUUUUUUUGGGGUGAAGCGUCUCAUAAUUCUCACCACACCAUUGGCUUUGCCUUCGCUUUCUUCACCCCUCGUUCCUCUGUUUUUUCGCUCUCUCUUUCUAAAACUACUUCUUCUUCUUCUUCUUCUUCCUCUUGUUCUUGUAUUUCUCUCUCUCUCUCUCUCUCUCUCUCUCUAAAACUCUGCCUCUGUUUCUCUGUGCUUUUGUUUUGUUCAACAAUGACGGAUACUACGGACGACAUAGCGGAGGAAAUCUCGUUUCAGAACUUCGACGAUGAUUGUAGGUUACUCGGAAGCCUCCUUAAUGAAGUGUUACAGCGAGAAGUCGGAACCCAAAUCAUGGAGAAGGUCGAAAAGAAUCGGAUUCUCGCUCAGAGUGCUUGUACUAUGAGGAUAGCGGGAAUAGAGAACAUGGCAGAGCUGCUUGAGAAGCAGCUCGCUUCGGAGAUAUCGAAGAUGACUUUAGAAGAGGCCUUGACCCUUGCUCGAGCAUUUAGUCAUUACCUCAAUUUAAUGGGUAUUGCUGAAACCCAUCACAGGGUUCGCAAGCAAAGGAACAUGCAACUUUUAUCAAGAUCUUGUGAAGAUGUUUUCAGUCAGCUUUUGCAGAGUGGAGUUCCAUCUGAUGAGCUUUAUAACACUGUUUGCAAACAGGAGGUUGAAAUUGUUCUCACUGCACAUCCCACACAAAUUAAUCGCCGCACCCUUCAAUACAAACAUAUUAGAAUUGCCCAUCUUUUAGAUUAUAAUGACCGAUCUGAUUUAAGUCUUGAAGAUCGUGAAAUGCUGAUUGAAGAUCUGGUGAGAGAGAUAACUUCAAUAUGGCAAACAGAUGAACUCAGGCGCCACAGGCCUACACCUGUUGAUGAAGCCAGGGCUGGUUUGAACAUUGUGGAGCAGUCUCUUUGGAAAGCAGUGCCUCAUUAUUUACGGCGUGUCAGCAAUGCUUUAAAGAAGCAUACUGGAAGGCCUCUUCCACUGACUUGCACACCGAUAAAGUUUGGAUCCUGGAUGGGCGGUGAUAGGGAUGGGAAUCCAAAUGUUACAGCAAAGGUCACAAGAGAUGUCUCCCUUUUGUCUAGGUGGAUGGCUAUUGAUCUCUACAUUCGGGAAGUUGAUACCCUGAGAUUUGAACUAUCCAUGAACCGAUGCAGUGAUAGGUUGUCAAAACUAGCGCAUGAAAUUCAAGAACAAGAAAAUUCAUGUGAGGAUCGGCAUGAGAGUUGGAAUCAGUCUUUGAGUAGAAGUCAUUCGAAGCAACCAGCUUCAGCCCUUCCAAGACAACUUCCAGCCAGAGCUGAUCAACCUUCUUUAUCUGUUUGCAAUGACGACGGAUCUGAGUAUCCCAGAUUAGAACUACCUGGGACUGACUACAUGCCACUGAAUUCUCAGGAUGGUCAGGCUGUUUCAAAACCAGUCUCUAAUGGAACUCCAUCUAGUCCUGGUGCUUCUCAGUCAAGUCCGUUUUCAAGGUCUCCUACUUUUGCUUCUAGUCAACUCCUUGCUCAGAGGAAACUGUUUGCAGAAUCCCAGAUAGGAAGGUCCAGUUUCCAAAAGCUCCUAGAGCCUAGCGCACCUCAUCGACCUGGAAUUGCUCCUUAUAGAAUUGUUCUUGGCAAUGUCAAGGAGAAGCUUGUGAAGACACGAAGACGGCUGGAACUCCUUCUUGAGGAUCUCCCUUGCGAGUAUGAUUCUUGGGAUUACUAUGAAACAUCAGAUCAACUUUUAGAACCAUUGAUCAUUUGCUAUGAGUCUUUGCAAUCAUGUGGAUCUGGGGUGUUAGCUGAUGGUCGGCUUGCUGACCUGAUUAGAAGAGUUGCAACCUUUGGGAUGGUACUAAUGAAGCUCGACUUGCGUCAGGAAUCUGGUAGACAUGCUGAGACACUAGAUGCAAUUACUGCAUAUUUGGAUAUGGGCACAUACAGUGAGUGGGAUGAAGAAAAGAGACUGGAAUUUCUAACCAGAGAGUUAAAAGGGAAGAGGCCGCUUGUACCACAAAGUAUUGAGGUUGCUCCUGAUGUUAAAGAGGUACUGGACACUUUCCGUGUUGCUGCUGAGCUUGGGAGUGAUUCACUUGGAGCCUAUGUGAUUUCUAUGGCAUCAAAUGCUAGUGAUGUCCUUGCUGUUGAGCUCUUACAGAAAGAUGCCCGACUUGCUGUUAGUGGGGAGUUAGGAAGGCCAUGUCCUGGUGGAACGCUGCGAGUGGUUCCUCUAUUUGAAACUGUGAAAGACCUGAGAGGAGCUGGCUCAGUGAUCAGGAAAUUAUUGUCAAUUGAUUGGUACAGGGAGCACAUAAUUAAGAAUCAUAAUGGGCAUCAAGAGGUAAUGGUGGGAUAUUCUGACUCUGGUAAAGACGCUGGCCGCUUUACUGCUGCAUGGGAACUCUACAAAGCCCAGGAAGAUGUUGUGGCUGCAUGCAAUGAGUACGGUAUUAAAGUUACUCUUUUCCAUGGUCGUGGGGGGAGUGUAGGUCGCGGUGGUGGUCCUACAUAUCUUGCCAUUCAGUCUCAGCCUCCUGGCUCUGUAAUGGGUACCCUACGGUCAACAGAGCAAGGGGAGAUGGUACAAGCCAAAUUUGGGCUGCCACAAACAGCCGUUAGACAGCUAGAGAUAUACACAACAGCUGUGCUGCUUGCAACACUACGGCCUCCACUGCCUCCUCGUGAAGAAAAAUGGCGUAACCUCAUGGAGGAAAUCUCGAAAAUUAGUUGCCAGAAUUACAGGAGCACAGUUUAUGAAAACCCAGAAUUUAUUGCGUAUUUCAAUGAGGCUACACCACAGGCUGAGCUUGGCUUCCUUAACAUAGGAAGCCGCCCCUCAAGAAGAAAGAGCUCGACAGGAAUUGGACACCUUCGUGCUAUACCAUGGGUGUUUGCAUGGACCCAAAACCGACUUGUUCUUCCUGCAUGGCUUGGAGUUGGAGCAGGUUUAAAGGGUGUUUGUGAGAAGGGACACACUGAAGACUUAAAAACAAUAUACAAAGAAUGGCCUUUCUUUCAAUGUACCUUAGACCUUGUAGAGAUGGUUUUAGGGAAAGCAGACAUUCCUAUAGCCAAGUACUAUGAUGAAGUCCUUGUGUCAGAUAGCAGGCGUGAGCUUGGUUCUGAAUUAAGGAAGGAGUUUUUAACUACAGAGAAGUAUGUAUUGGUGGUUAGUGGGCAUGAAAAACUAUCCCAGAAUAAUCGAAGCCUUAGGAGGCUGAUUGAGAACAGGCUCCCUUAUCUCAAUCCUAUGAACUUGUUGCAGGUUGAGAUACUGAAGAGGCUGAGAUGUGAUGAUGAUAACCGUGCACUCAGAGAUGCACUGCUUAUUACUAUAAAUGGUAUUGCUGCUGGGAUGAGGAAUACGGGCUAAAAUGAAGCUCUUCUCCAGCACUUGGUUACCAACUUCUCAUCUGCUACUACCUUCACCAACUCUUUUAUUUUUAUUUAAAUCUACUUAAAUGGGUGCUCUGUUAUUUUUCAGAAGGCUACGUUAAUGAGUAUUGUAUCUAUGUUUGAGUAGGUUCUCUUGAAAAAAAAAAAAAAAAAAAAAUUAUCUACACACCCAGGUUUUGGUCACUGCAAUCCUGAAAGGUUAUUUUGCCUUUCUUAAAACUCUGGAAAACAUAUUGUAGAAUUGCUGUUGAACUGGCACAUAGCUUGUUACAUCUGGUUGAUCCAAGAUGACUAUCCUAUAUUGUAUGUCAGAGAGCUUUAACUAGAAAUAUGAAAUUGUAUAUUUAGAUCAA
This is a messenger RNA of Ziziphus jujuba (common jujube), 3919 nucleotides long. Its product is annotated as phosphoenolpyruvate carboxylase 4. The record is from RefSeq and is a predicted model, not a curated record. The transcript has 20 exons. Gene Ontology annotation, biological process: tricarboxylic acid cycle; carbon fixation. Gene Ontology annotation, cellular component: cytosol. NCBI's taxonomy places the organism in Eukaryota, Viridiplantae, Streptophyta, Magnoliopsida, Rosales, Rhamnaceae. Gene Ontology annotation, molecular function: phosphoenolpyruvate carboxylase activity. The coding region runs from base 409 to 3543 and encodes 1044 amino acids.